Limulus polyphemus (Atlantic horseshoe crab) is the source of this 2017-nucleotide messenger RNA. It is a transcript of the gene mRpL2, whose product is annotated as 39S ribosomal protein L2, mitochondrial-like. The transcript has 5 exons. Gene Ontology annotation, molecular function: RNA binding; structural constituent of ribosome. The record is from RefSeq and is a predicted model, not a curated record. Gene Ontology annotation, biological process: cytoplasmic translation. Bases 414 to 1376 code for a protein of 320 amino acids. Lineage: Eukaryota; Metazoa; Arthropoda; Merostomata; Xiphosura; Limulidae. Gene Ontology annotation, cellular component: ribosome.
AUAAUAUUAAAUACAUUAUGUUUAAAUGUAACUCGUAAAUGUAAAAGUAAGAGUUCAAUAACGUUGAUUUAACUUUAUGUUCAAGCCUAUAGUAAUUCUAAAUUAGUAAUAUUACUAUUAUUAGUAUAUAGCACUUAGCAGCAGAAGACCUCAUUAAUUAACGUCAAUAUAUUGUUUUAGUAAAACUAAAAUUUCAAGCUUUAAAAUAAUCUAAUUUACUGAAAACAGCUAAGUAGUUAUCGUAAUUGGGGAUAUAAUAGACUAUUUUGUAACCAGUGAGAGGGCAUGUCAUUCCAGCAACAGUAACUAGGGCACUUUUCUAGGCUAUAUCAUUCAUUGGGAAGGCCAUACACUGAAAGUAGAGUCUGUAAAUUCUGAGGUGAAAAUCAGAAUUGAGCAAAUUGACAACAACCAUGGCAACAUCUUUGUUGUACCAAGCCCUACGCUCUUUCGUACACUUAAAAUCAUUUGGAAAUCUUCAAACAAUACAAUGUGCCCAGCAGUUUUGGUCUUCUGAGCCAAAUUUUUUGUCACAUUAUAUCAGUGUCAGGUUUCGUUAUAGAAAGAUUCGGGGAGGCGGUAGACCUCUUCCCUGGUAUGUUCCAACACCAACUCCAAGAAUCUAUGGAUGGAAAGCUAUUUUACCAAAUGAUGAAAAAUAUACAACCAAGCCAUUACCAGUUGUCAAGCUAGGGGGCCGAGUACCAGAGACAGGUCGAGUAGCUGUUCGGACACUAGGUGGAGGACAUAAAAAGUUGUAUAGAUGGGUGGAUAAUAAGAGACAUGGACCAACAGCAGGACAUCCAGUAGAAGAAAGAGUAUUUCAUGUACGAUAUGAUCCUUGUCGAACUGCUAAGAUAGCCCUUGUUGCAUCAGGAUCCAAAAAACGGUGGAUCUUAGCAACAGAUGGUGUGAAAGCUGGCGAUAUAUUACGAACAACAGGCCACAUUCCUCGCAUAUCAGUUCGACCUAAAGAAGGAGAUGCUCAUCCUCUAGGAGCUCUUCCAAUUGGAACUCUAAUUCACAGUAUUGAAGUUGUUCCUGGAAAAGGAGGAUUGUUCUGUCGAGCUGCGGGAUCCUGUGCCCAACUUCUGCGGAAGGUUGAUAAAUGUUGUAUUGUUCAGUUACCUUCUAAGCAAGAAAUCUCGUUACCUGAAGAAUGUAUGGCUGUAGUGGGAAGAGUUUCAAAUAUAGACCACAAUAAGAAACCAAUAGGAAGUGCAAACAGAAAUCGUUGGCUUGGAAGACGACCACGGUCUGGCUGGUGGCAUAGAAAAGAUGGCUACUGUGGUCGUAAAAUUAAACCACUACCACCAGUUAAAGAAUUUGGUUAUGUUCCUGAACCUAAACCAGAAGUUUACAAAUUAACUUUUUAAUAGCUAAAUUAAACCUCAUUCAGUGUGCUAUGUAGAGCAAGAACUUUUUAUGUUCAUUAGCAAAGACAUUUGUAAAAUAAAGAUGUAACAUUAGCCAAGAUAUGGAUAUAUAAUGUUAUGUUUGAAAAUAUACAAAAAAUAAGCAUUUCAAGAAUGGAACAGGAAGUGGAAAUAUUGUUCAAUAAAUAAGUAAGAAUUCAAAAUUGGUACACAGUUAUUGUCAGUAAAUAUUUAAGUAAUUCUAGUUUUUUGAAACUGAAAAUAAGGUUACGAGUAUAACAAUUGGAAACAUACUCCUGUCAGCAGAUGUGGCCAAUGGGGGAAGGAGUGUAGAAUGAUAAGCAACUACCUUACCAAGGUAAUUUAAAUUAACCCAGCUAUUUUACAAGCAGAUACCAGUGUUUCUAACCUUGAAGGUUUAGUAAUUUCUGUUCAUAAUUCGAAUCUGCCAUUUGAUAAAAAUUAAAAGGUGAUUUGAAUAAACAAGUAAAAUCAUGGCUAAUUUCACAAAUAAUUCCAGAAUUAUAUUUGUACACUCCACAAAAAAAUUAUGUUAUAAUACUGCAAUUAAGAAUAGUUAAUACAGAUUUUGUGAGUUAUGACUUCAUUGUUCAGAAAUAACAUUGAGAUAGAGCAUACAG